AUGCCAACAAGAAGUUACGACUUGGAAAUAUCGAUGGAUACUACACCUCCAAACGCCGUUGUGAUACGAGGCAACGCCGACCGGGAACCCGGGGAACAUCGCAACAAUAGGCGGAAUAGGGGGACGGUUGCUUUUUGGUGCGGUAUCGCCUCACUCAUCUUGGCAGUUGCGCUUAUUGCAACUUUAAUCUGCGUGUACAGAAGGAGGGUCGACGAUGAAGAUAUAUCGUUGCCAUUUGUGCCGCAUAACAUGCCUGAUAUGGAUGAGGUAGUACAUGAACACCAGCAUAUAGUGCACCAAAAAAAGAAAGUAGUGCAUGAAAUAGACUGGAUGAUACCUGAAAAAAAGAAACUUGGGCCUGAGCUACCAGAUAUCAUUCAUGGACAAGUACGCGCAAGAUCUGAGGGUUCGUUAGAAUCACCACGUAAUAACCACAAUUACAGUGCACUGAUUCAUCAAAUCAAGGCAAAUGGGCUAGAGGUUAUUCCCGGCCCUUUUCUCGCCUGUGUGAAAAGAGGGUUGAAGCUCAACUGUGCCGACGAGCACGACACAAUCAAGGGUGUGCUGGAGUGGGAGGUAGGAGCCAUAGUCAAUGAACUGUCAGAGCGCAGGGAGAAGCUUGACGCCAAGAACGAGGUUGACGUUCUUUUAGCCUACAAAAGGUUUAUCACUGUUAACGGCUCACAUUACGCAAGUGAUAAAGAAUACGUUCAGAAGUAUUUCAAUUUCAGAAAUACAAAAAAACUUAUUGACGCUCAUAACUCCAUCCCGAACAAGCUUUAUACCAUGGCUUACUCUUGGGCAUCCGAGUAUUCUGAUUCAGAGCUUGGCAUAGCCUUAAGCACUCAUGGGUGGUCCAAACCGAUGUAUAUGUACGAGAAUGGAACCUUCAUCGACACGAGUAUGUAUUCCGGGUCCAAGAAAGUUGAUGACAGUGAUGUCAUCCACAAAGAUUGGAGGGACGUAAAUGCCAUAGGGCCCGUUGUGGACCAAGGCACGUGUGGAUCGUGUUGGGCGAUAGCGGUAGCAGGUCUUGUUGAUUCGUACCGCGCCAUCACCACUGGCGAGCGUCUGAUGCAUAGUGCGCAGCAGAUCCUAGACUGCACAUCGCAGACGUACAACUGUGUCAGAGGCGGCAGUCAAGAAAAGGCGCUUACAUAUGCCGCCACAAAGGGUCUCUGUAUUGAACCCGCAUAUCCUUACUCAGGGAAGAAGACUGCGUGCAGGGAGAGAUCGUGUGGGGAAAAGUUCCACGCUGAUAACAUUAUAAGGCUCGACGCCAGCACGAUAGAAGAGCACCUGAGAAAGCACGGGCCUGUAAUGAUCAUCAUGAGACUCAGUAGAGCUUUUUUGCACUACAGCUCGGGAAUCUUCGACGGCAGCUGUGAUUCCCCGCUCAUGCACUCCGUGCUUGUUGUGGGAUUCGGGGAGAACAUCAAGCGGAAAGCGAAGUAUUGGAUCGUCAAAAAUUCAUGGGGCAACCGUUGGGGAGAAGGCGGCUAUUUCAAGCUUCACAGCUUGCCCCUUUCGCCGUCUGGCUCACCGUUGUUCUGCGACGUCGAUACUUAUGCGUUUGGUCUGACUACCGAUUAG
Molecule: messenger RNA, 1593 nt
Organism: Babesia ovata
Lineage: Eukaryota; Apicomplexa; Aconoidasida; Piroplasmida; Babesiidae
Product: Papain family cysteine protease family member protein
Exons: 1
Coding region: 1-1593 (530 amino acids)
Cellular component (GO): lysosome
Molecular function (GO): cysteine-type endopeptidase activity
Source: RefSeq, a predicted model, not a curated record